CUGCCAUGGCUACACGCAUCGCGAGAAGAUAUCGAUGUGGGGGGAACAGCUGCUCCGACUCCAAUUAAUAAGCGGGGCCUCAUCCUUGGCCGUUACCGCAGGUUCUGGGGGAGAUCGGAGGAGGAGCUAUUUUGCGUUGACGUUCUUCUGCAUUCCGCUCCGGUUUCGUGUUCAUUUGUAGACCGUAUAUAUACAUUUCGGUCUUGGAAAUGUCUGCUCCCUUGAGCCCCCAGCAGCUGGGAAAUGAGCCAGAUAUGGUGGUCUACCAACAGAAGGAGUUUUCUACCGCUGCGUUUCCUAUCAUGGAGGAAAUUCGGCGUCAAGGAAAGCUCUGUGAUAUCACCCUGAAGGUCGAUGGUCAUCAAUUCACGGCACAUCGGAUCGUUCUGGCAUCCACAAUUCCGUAUUUCCAAGCGAUGUUCACAUCUGACAUGCUGGAGAGCAAGAAAAAGGAAAUCAACAUUCAGGGAGUUGAACCAAGCACCUUGGAAGCUUUGAUAAACUAUGCCUACAAUGGAAAAGUAGUUGUCAAGAGCAACAAUGUCCAAUCUCUUCUCCAUGGGGCCUCCUUCCUGCAGCUGACUGGUGUUGUGUCUGCAUGUGGGGAGUUCAUUCAGAAGAGGUUGACUCCGGGGAACGUUCUGGGGAUCCGUGCAUAUGCAGAGACUUUGGGCUGCUUCUCCCUCGUCGAGGCGUCAGACCGUUUCCUGCAGAAGCACUUUGUGGAUGUCGUGAAGGGGGAAGAGUUUCUGGGUCUGUCCUUUCCUCAGGUUGCCGAGAUCUUCUCCAGGGAUGAACUCAAUGUGGAAUCCGAGGAACCCGUGUUCGAGAGCCUCAUGACAUGGAUGAGGCAUGACCCAGAAAGUCGAUCUCAGUAUUUGCCAGAUCUGUUGACCAAAGUUCGGUUACCACUUCUCACACCCCAGUUCCUUGCCGAUCGAGUGGCGACCGAGGAGACCAUCAAAUCCUCUCAUCGGUGCCGCGAUUUAUUGGACGAGGCAAGAGACUACCACCUGAUGCCAGAGAGACGAUACCUGCUGCAGAGUUUCCGCACUCGCCCGCGGUGCUGCUUCGACGUCGUCGGGAUCAUCUAUGCCGUCGGGGGUCUUGCCAAAUCUGGCGACAGCUUAAGCACGGUAGAGAUGUACGACCCCGUGCUGGGUCGCUGGACGGUGGGGAAGGCGAUGAACAUGCUGAGGAGCCGGGUCGGGGUCGCCGUGAUGGGGAGGCGGAUGUACGCCAUCGGCGGGUACAACGGGUCCGAGCGGCUCAGCACGGUCGAGAUCUUCGAUCCCGACACGCAGACGUGGAGCAAGGCCAGCUCCAUGAACUGCAAGCGCAGCGCCCUGGGAGCCCUGUCCCUCAACAACCGCCUGUACGUCUGCGGCGGGUACGACGGGAUCUCCUCGCUGAACACGGUGGAGUGCUACGACCCGCUGACGGGGAAGUGGAGCAUGAUCUCGUCGAUGAACAAGCACCGCUCGGCGGCGGGGGUGGUGGCGCUGGACGGGUGCAUCUACGUGCUGGGGGGGCACGAUGGGCUCUCCAUCUUCGACUCGGUGGAGCGCUACGACCCGCUGACGGGGAAGUGGACGCCGGUGGUGUCGAUGCUCUCGAAGCGGUGUCGCCUCGGGGCGGCGGCGCUCAACGGGAAGCUGUACGUGUGCGGGGGGUACGACGGCUCCGCGUUCCUGCGCACCGUCGAGAUGUACGACCCCGUCGAGAACAAAUGGCGAUUCGUGUCCCCGAUGAAGACGACGAGGAGCCGGGUGGCCCUGGCCGCGACCUACGGGAAGCUGUGGGCCGUGGGGGGCUACGACGGCUCGGCCAACCUCUCCACCGUGGAGAUGUACAACCCGGAGACGGACGCGUGGACGUAUGCGCCGUCGCUGUGCGCCCACGAGGGGGGAGUUGGGAUCGGGGUCAUCCCGUUCAACGACAGUCCGUCGUCCCCUGGUACACUUGGGCUCGAUUCGCUUUCGAUUGAAGGGCUGUGAGGUGGUAUCGUUUUGCCAAAUGUAU
This is a messenger RNA of Darwinula stevensoni, 2022 nucleotides long. Lineage: Eukaryota; Metazoa; Arthropoda; Ostracoda; Podocopida; Darwinulidae. The record is from the annotation of a GenBank genome assembly.